Molecule: messenger RNA, 4590 nt
Organism: Symbiodinium natans
Lineage: Eukaryota; Dinophyceae; Suessiales; Symbiodiniaceae
Source: the annotation of a GenBank genome assembly
AUGACGCAUGCUGAGGGCACUGAGGGCACUUCACCGAUGGCUCAGAUGCGUUCGGCAGCGGCCCCCGCUGAGACUCUGGCGCCCAUGGAGUUCUCCUUCGAGGUGUCACCGCACACGUCGCGGCUGCACCCCUUUCGGAAUCAACAGCCAUUGGGCCUGAGCCUGCGCGAGGAUGACGGCGAGGCCGAUGUCGUUCACCAUGGGCGCCUGUCUUUGUCUGAGCUCCGGACUCUGGUCAAGCAGGCGAAGGACUUCCAGGCUGCGUGGAGGGGCCUCACCCCCUUGCAGCAGCGCUUGGCCCGAGGUGCGGCGCAUCGUCCCGAGGCGCUGAGCCCUGAGAACUUCAAGCCUGCGCACGCGUUGGCGGGAUCCCGGUCCCGGUUCAUCCUGCGCCGGCACUCCUCAACGGAUGCGGAUGAGGCUGGCGCCGAGUGCUUGCCGCGCUGUGACGUCAGCGUGGAGUACCGUCACGGUCGACUGGGCGGCAGAACUUUGAGCUUCUUACAGCCGGUCGGCACCGGCAGACUGACGGGCGUUGCAACAACCUCGCCCCCAACCCGACUCUGCAUGGAAUGCUUGGCGCCUUUGGCGCCCCUCCCUGGCCAGGAGAUGAGCGUGCUCAAAGAAAGCGCGCGUGGCCCGCUGGGGGAGAAGAUCCUGUACUGUGCCCGUGGGUCCGAGAGCGACCUCUUCUGUUCCGGGCCCUGUCGAGCCCGGUUCUUUGGGAAGAGGAACGGGGCCAGCCUGCGGCACCAGCUCUUCGAGCUGGAGCGGGGCGUCUGCCAGCGCUGCGGCCUGGACUGUCACAGCCUCUGGCAGAGCUUGCAAAACAUCGCUCCCGCACAGCGCCUGGUGAAGCUGCGGCGCCUGGCGGACGAUCUCGGGAGCAGCAGAAGCACCGCGAGCACCGCGAGCACCGACCUGAAGGAGGCUUCUCGGCUCCGCGCGCUGACCUCGCACCUGCAGACCAAGGGUGCUUCCUGCGAAGGGAAGGAGGAGAGGCAGGAGGGGCAGGAGGGGAGCGAUGAGGGGAUGGCUGCGAAGGCUGCGAAAGCCAAGAAGGCCAAGAAGGCCAAGAAGGCGGAGCCCGAGCCCAGCAGCCCGCCGCCCAGCAGCCCGCAGAGGAGCGGGAACCUGACGGAAGGCUUCCUGUGGCAAGCGGACCACGUUGUCCCGGUCUGGCGCGGAGGUGGUGUGUGCGGCUUGGAGAAUCUCCAGACCCUGUGUGCGGCCUGCCAUGGCCAGAAGACCAAGCAAGAGGCUCAGGAGCGGGCAGAGGCUCGGCGCGCGCAGCGCCAGCCUCGGCUCUGGCCCGCCGGGCGCCUGGCGGCAAAGGCGAAGUGGGCGCUGCGGGCUGCGGAUGCCAAGGAGAUCGACCUCGAGGACGUCGACGACGAGGAGAGCGCGAUGAGUGCAGGUCUCCAUGGAAGGGAGUUUCCUUUCCUGCGAAGCUUCGAAGUCGUCCAUUUCAAAGUCCGCAUUUUUGCAAAGGCCGGAGUCACAGAGCCAGCUGAUGCGUCAAGCACACGUUGGAUCGAACGCUUCCAGCGUGGCACGGUUUUCUGUGCCUAUGUGAAGGAUCCCCUUGCCUGGCAGCGGACUGGCUUGUACAAGUACUUGGUGUUUGCCUGGGACCGCAGGCAGCAGAAGUACGAGGGCUGGGAAGCAUCUGGCCUCCACACCCGGUUCUUCACGCAGGAGGAAGUUUCGGCGGGCGUGAAACUGUUGAACGAUGCCGGCCGACGUGAGGAGCUGCUCACCUCGUGGACGGACGAUGAGCUUCCAAGUUUGCCGCCGCUGGAGUCCUGCGGGGGCUCUACGGGAACCCGGUUGCCGCGCCUGGACAGUCGAGAUCGAGAUUCCGUGUUUACACCCCGACUCACGGGGUACAAGCCAUACGGCACACUGGAGCACCUUGGGGGCAAGAAGUCGCCGUUAAGCCGAGCCAAAGGCGCCCCUUAUGCCCGGAAGGUCACGGCCAAGGCGACGGAGGCAGCCGACGUUCCGCCGGGUCGUGGACAUCGGCGCGGGGCACGGGCGCAUGGCCGCGUGGCUGACUCGGGCCUGGGGCUUCGAGGACUGUUGCCAGGCCUGUCCUGUCAGCCCCUUGACCCCUACGCCCAAGCCACGGCCCUGGAUGUCGUCCAGCCAGCGAACCCGGAGUUCGACGUGGGGCUCUUCGAUGGGCGGACGUUGCCGCUGCCGGACAAGAGCAUGGACUGUGCGCUGUUCUCCUUCGUGCUGCAUCAUUGCCGGCACUUCGAGUUGCAACGGGCACUUCUUAUGGAGGCGGCCAGGGUGUCAAGAAGUUGGGUCGUGAUCUGUGAAGACACGCCGGAGGAGACCAUUCACUGGAAAGGAACGCGAGGUCACGACCAUCUCGGCCAGUUCCAUCCGGCCUCAGAGUGGCGGAAGAUGUUCAGCAAGAUUGGUUUCAACCUCCUGCACCAGGGACCUAUCUGGGAAGGCCCUCGAAAAGGUCCGAGCCCUUACUUCUGCAAGAGGUGCUACUUCAUCCUCCAGGUGCCAGCUGGGCUUUGUCCGCAGCCGUCCCCUGGCCUGGUCGGCCUCUCCGGCUGCUGCGCCCUUCCGACGCGGGGGGAGGCCGGCGCCGCGCACAGCAGCCUGUCGGACGACGAGCGCCGAGGACUGCUUGAAGCGGCUCUGGAGCAAGAUCCGGCGGGAGCCGAGAUCAUCGGCAACAUCAAGGAGCGAUGGUUCAAGAGCACCGGGCCACUGAGCAACGAGGAGCACGAGGAUGUACCUCAGGAGGAGUUCUGCGCGUUCUCACAGAUGAGUCUCCCUCGAAGACUGGAGCAGAACUUGCAGCUCCAGGGCAUCCUGAAGCCGUCUCCGAUCCAGCGAGCUGCCAUCCCGGUGGCCCUCACUGGACAAGACCUCGUCGGCAUCGCCGCCACCGGCAGCGGCAAGACGCUGGCCUACUUGCUGCCCCUUCUGCUUCGGGCGCUGUCGGCCGGGCUUCCGGAAGGUGCCUUUGGCCUGGUUCUUCUGCCAACUCGAGAACUGGCUCUCCAAGUCGCUGCCUGCGCCGAUGCGCUGCUGGGCUCGAGCCAGGACAAGGAUGCUGCCCAGACCUUGGAUGUUGAGAGCCACGACGAAGCCCUGUCCCGAGUUUCGGUGGUUUCGAUCUGGGGAGGGGCGCCCCGAUGGGAGCAGCAGCACCAGCUGCAGCAUGGGAGGAAGUGGCCACACCGGCAGCUUCCAGGCCAUGCAUGGGUUAUUGCUGCUACACCCGGGCGACUGCUGGACUUGAUCUGCAGUGAGGUGGACGAAGGCCGACGCCCGUUGCACGGCGUUCGCGUGCUGGUGUUGGACGAGGGGGACAGGAUGUUGGAGGAGGGCCUGGGAGACCAACUCGAUGCCGUGGCUCGACACACAGCGCUGCUCCGGCAGACGCUCUUCUUUUCUGCCACGUGGUGUGAGGGCAAGGUAGGGCUCCAAGCUUCGUGCUUGUGCCGACAGUCUCCGGUCAUGGUGCAGGUUGGUUCAGGCGAUUCCAGCGAUCAGUUGACAACGAGUCUGGCAAACAGGAACAUACUUCAAAUGGUUGAAGUGUUCGACCAGGAGGAGUCGGAGGAAGAGCGGGAAACGCGGAAACUGUCGCGUCUUCUUGAGCUUCUGAGACUCGAGCUUCAGGUUGGAGGAGAUUCGGAGGAGAAAGAAAGGCCUCUCUUCAAGGCCUUGGUGUUCUGCAUGACAAAGAAGUUUGCAGACUGUUUGGUAGAGAAGCUGAACGAAGCCAGCUGUGAAGCAGUCGCUAUCCAUGGCAACAAGACACAAGAUGAGCGCUUGUUCAAUCUCGACUUGUUCGCGAACUCAAAACCGUCGGGCCCUCGCAUCCUCGUGGCGACGGACGUCUUGGGCCGUGGAAUCGACCUGCCCAACGUGACCCAUGUCUUCGUGUUCGAUAUGCCGGGAUGCAUUGAAGACUACAUCCAUCGCAUAGGACGCACAGCACGAGGACUGGAUGGGCAGGGAAAGGCCAUCACGUUCUUCGAGUUCGCGCCCUGCGUGCCGCAGCUGGCAAAGGAGCUAAUGGUGCACUUGGACGAGUGUGCGCAGGAAAUCCCUGCAGAACUGCAGCAGAUAGCAGAGGACGUUUCUUCUGGGCGGCGGCUUCAAAGCAAGAAGCAGCGCACACGGGAGCAGGGCAAUGCGCAUGGCGACCAGCAGUCCACCAGUCCUGCAGAUCUCGCGACGCCGGAAGAGCUGGGAGAGUGGAACGCCGGUGGAUAUCGGUCAUGGAUGUUUGAGAACGCGAACCUCAACAACGGCAAGGCUAGCCAGGACAGCGGCUGGCUUGUCUUCAAGAAGGCAGGAGUCCUGCACACGGACCGCGGCUCUGGGAGCUGGCAGCUGGAGGAGGAGCAGAUGCUGGUGCGCUUCGGUGCGUUUGUGCUCCGCCUGACGCUCCACAAGAAGUGGAAUGGGAAGAAGCAUCUCAACUUCUGCACUGAGGAUCUCGAAGCUUCCGGGAAGUCCUUGAGCGGCUGGGUCCAGAAAUCGAAGUCUUACAAGUUCCACGAUGCGGGCGCGGAUCCUCCCAACGGCGAGGAGUGCCCGCCAUGA